CAUGAUGUUUCGCGACCAGACCGUCGGGCUCUCACCACGAUUUUGGUGUGUGGCCUCGAUGGUGGAGCGCGCAGUUUUCCUCGAUGGUGGAACGCGCGUGGUGUGUGGCCUCGAUGGUGGAACGCGCGAGGACAAGUUCGCUGUUAGCCGCCUCUACUAAAACUAGUAAGCGUGGUCAAGAAUUAGCUCAUGAAUAGCUCGAGCUGCACUCUUAAAGUUCUGGAACGCCGCCCCGCAGCCAAGCCAAGCCAAGACCUUUCUGAUUCUGAUUCUGAAGCGACAAGUAUUAACAUUUUCGGAACAUGAUCAGUUGUUUGAGCCGCGGCAUCGGUAGCAGGGAACAACAGAACAUCAAAAUGACUCUCUCUACGCUCGCGUCUCCCCGUCGCCACUGGCGGGUACUAUUUUUAAGGCAGCGUCGCCAUUUUUUCCGGCUCCGGUCCUGCUUAGCGGUUUUCCUCCAUCUCUUCCUCGUUUCCGCUAUCCGCAUGCCAGAUUUCCAGCAGAAGGAUGAUUGCGACAUCCGGGUGGGCGCGGGUGUGAAAGAUCUCGGUCCCAUCGGCCCUUACAUCGAUAUUGGAUUUUUCACAGAUUACAAACUCCAAGCUUGGAUGUACUACUUCCACAAUGUCACCACGAUUAGUUUCCUCUGGCUCAACACCAUCGCUUUCGCGAACAAGGAGUACAUCCUGCAGGUGUGCCCGGAGGCGUACAUGCUCGCGAUGAUUCUCCGCUCGGAGGAGCGAUUGCCAUUUCAAGAAGCAACGGACUCCGUUUUGGAUUUGUCUUUCCUCUUCAUGUCGUUGUUGAAUGUUGCUGCGAGGAUGGAUAACAACGAAAUGGAAAGGCAAAAACUACCACCUUUGAUAAAUUUUGAGCAAACGACAUGGCCGGUGCAGGUCGGCCUGGAAAGACUGCAGAAGAUGAAUGCCGACUACCGACUGAUGAAGACCCAAGUCCCGACUGUCGGGUUGGUUUUACCGUACUGCCAGGAGGAUUUAUCCGCUUUGCUCUCCAGCAUGGUGGGAGGGGACAUCGCCGUGGCGCCGCAGUACAGGAAGAAGAAGGAUGAUGUGGAGAAUUUUAGUACAUCAUCAGCCGCUACUUCAACAUCUUCGGUAACCGGCUCGACGUCACAUGGUAGUUUUCCAGAAAACAAACCGGGCAUUCCAACUGGUCAUAUCACACUCUACCUGUACAAGCCAUUUCAGGAAGAAGAUUCAUCUGCUGCUGCAGUAAAUAAAACAGGCGAGGGCGGGUUAGCGUCUGGCUCAGGAGAUGAAACAUCAUCCUCCUUGUCUAGAAGAGACCACAAUGGCGCGGGUCGCUACUUGGUGGAAAAAACCGCGCGGUGGCACUGCGGGAAACGAGAGCAUACGAAGCCAGACCUGCACGUUUUGGAAAAGUACUUCCGGAAAGUCGUCAUAGUGAAUGACGUCGUCAGCAAGCCCAGCGAGUGGGAAGUGAAGCGAUAUUUCGAGCAUGUUUUUCGAAAUUACGACCAUCUCGACGACUACACAAUUUUCGCCCACCCGGACUUACUUGAGCACGUGCACUUUCGCGCACUGCGAAACGUGUUGCAGGCACUGUUUUUGGGAAACUUCGGAGAAAAUAAAAUGGCCGCGGGACCAGAAACACCAACAAGUGGUGUCGACGUCGGAUUAACAGACGUUUCUACGAAAAUGAUUUGGGAAACCGACUACGCAAAGACGAUCCAGGACAACGCAGUUUCCAUCUUCGACGGUGCGAACUUGCCGACGUCAAAUUGGAACGACUUUCUCACGCUGUCUCACCACUAUCUGCAUAACUACGAGAGGGUCAGCGCUAACAGGGUCAGUGAUUGUGUCAAAGACGACACAGAAAUAAGUGCACACAUGACCGCCAGGGAAGAGUAUGAGGGGUUGCUGAGAAAUCUCGGGUUCGACUUGGGGAAGUUAAAUCCUCUAGUGAAGCAGCUGAAUCAAAAACUUUUCCAAACUUACGACCAGCCAUCUGAGUUCAUCCAUGUGCACACCGCGACGAAUGUGAACAGUAUCGACGAAAACAAAGACAAAGGCUCGACAACAACAGCGGCCGGAGUGGAUCCGGCAAAUGUAUCUUCAACAGGACCGCGAGACGUGGUCCCGCUUUCCUUUUACUGCUGCAGCCAAUUUGUCGUGAGCAAAACCAGAUUACGGAGGUACCCCAAACGGUGGUACGAAGAGAUAGCUCGGUCCGUGACGAUAAAGUGGAAUCAUUGCUUGACCAGCUAUAUGGAAAUCAUUUGGCCGUUACUUUUCGGCACACCUAAAGAUUACUUGAAGCGGCAAGACAGGACAGAACUCCCUUUGUAUUUGCGAGUUGAUAACUUCAAUGAACAGAAUACGCAGGCUGCGGUGUAGCGGUUUGUUUGCACGAUGCUCAGAUGUAGCUGAGGCACAAAUCUAGUGACAUUGCUGAAGGAAAAGACGCAAAAAGUAUAGUGCGGCAUUUUGCCGCUAGCAGCAAAGAUUUCGCGACUUACAUUUGAGUUUUUGUUUGCCUC
Molecule: messenger RNA, 2524 nt
Organism: Amoebophrya sp. A120
Lineage: Eukaryota; Dinophyceae; Syndiniales; Amoebophryaceae
Source: the annotation of a GenBank genome assembly